Messenger RNA from Striga asiatica, 1086 nucleotides. NCBI's taxonomy places the organism in Eukaryota, Viridiplantae, Streptophyta, Magnoliopsida, Lamiales, Orobanchaceae. The record is from the annotation of a GenBank genome assembly.
AUGUCCAAAGGGGGAAAUCAAGCGUCCCCAACAACCUUUCCCUCCUCCCUCCCCUCGCCGCCAUCACCCUCCGCCACAAACCUCCGCCAAAAAAAAUGUUCCGCCCACACCUUCUCCAUCUUCUCAAUCGGAAUCCCCUUCGUCUCCGGCAGCAAAAAGUACACGAACACCGCCAUCACAAACACCCACGCCGCGAAGAAAAAGAAAAUCCCCGAUUUCAGGCGGCAGAGCAUCGCCAGAAACGCCUGCGCUAUCAAGAACGUCAUCGUCAGAUUCACCGCCACCACCACACUCUGCGCCGCCGACCUUAUCUCCAGCGGGAAAAUCUCGCUCGUCACAACCCACCCCAGCGGGCCCCACGAAAGCCCGAACCCGGACAUAAAAACGCAUAUCAACACUAGCACCGCCGCCGCCCAUCCCCUGUCCAUCCCGCCGUGGUCCCCCAGCUUCGCCGCCAUUAUCCCCCCCACAAGCAGCAUCGACGCCAGCAUCUGCGUCCCUCCGAAGUGGAACAGCGGCCGCCGCCCGACCUUAUCCACGAGCACCACGGUUAUGAUGGUGAACGUCGACGCCACCACUCCGGUCACCGUCGCCGCCAGCAGCGACGCGUUUUCCUUGGCGCCGAUUAAUCGGGGCGUAGAAGGCGAUGAUGUUAAUCCCUGUAAUCUGCUGGAAAAACGGGACGAGGAUGGACAUCACCAGCUGGGGACGGUAGCGCCGCCGCAUCAGGUUGCGGAAUGGGUGUUUUACGGCUUUCGAGGCGCGGCUGGCGGCGACGAGGUCGGCGAGUUCGUCGUGUACGUCGUCUGUGCCGCGGAUCUUGCGGAGGACUGCACGGGCCCGGGCCGGGUUGUCUGGGUUGUUCUGGACGAGGCUGUUGGGGGUUUCCGGGAGGAAGAGGGCGCCGAUGGCGAGGAUGGCGGCGGGGACGCCGGCCAUGGCGAUGGAUAUCCGCCAGCCCCAGCCGCCGGCUAUGCGGACGGUGCCGUAAUUGAUGAGUGUUGCGGAGUUGUAGCCGAUGCUGACGCAGAUUUGGAAGGCGACGUUGAAGGCGCCUCUGUAUCGGGAAGGGGCCAUCUCCGAUAG